AAAUUUCGGCAAACGUUUCAAAUUCAGCCGAUCUUCGAAUUCAUCAUAAAUGUACUGGUAGAAUGAGUCAAUAAAAAAUAAAAAAACAAUUUGAACUUGCCAUUAUUUUACGACAUGAAAAUAUCAAGGUGAAUGGCGCGAAAUGAAACACACAUCCCAUGACAAUAAAUUGGUUCUGAAAACGUUUAAUUCGUUGUGCGAAAAAGAUACCUAAAACGUCACAAUCAUGGGGGUUGACUCAUCACACUGGAUAUCCACAGUUCUUAUCGGGUUCGCUUUCGUUCUAUUUGCAACAGCAGAAUCAGACUUGACGAAUGUGAGUUCGGAUCAUCCGUCUUCAAAUACUCCAAUCAAUAUAGAAGCCCCUAAUGCCGAACCAGAAGUCGCUCAACCCAAUAACGACAUCAGCAUCAAAACACCUACCAGCGACCCCAACAUCGAGUCUAAAACUACAUCAGAGGAAAUUCCUUCAACUCCAUCGACAAAGGAUGAAAUCGAAUCACACCUCUUGCUCCUACAAUCUCAAAUCUCACCCACAUCAUUCGAUCUUCUAUCUGCUGACGUGUUAUCAGAACCUAACCCAUUCAAGUAUUUAGUUCGUAAAACGUACAAGUUACCAUUUCAAGAUAUUUUGACAGCGAUCUCAGAUGUGAAGUUUGUUUUAAAUUCGAAUAUGCUUCCAGAACUGUAUAUUCCAUACGUGCAAGCUCUGAACUCGAUUCUUAAUUGUGAAAUUGCUCUUACAAGCGCUAAAAUCGAUAUUUUAGAUAUUCAGAGUGAACAUCAAGCGAACUCUAAGACAUAUAAUUUCCUCAUACCAUCUAGUGUAUCAUCGCCAUUUGAACUAUCCGGUUCGGGAUUAUUUUCUAAAGAAGUAUUCUUCGAUCCUGAUACACCUUUAGAGCUUCUUAGGAAAUUACUGAGCAUUCCAAAAAAAAAUAUUCCUUAUUGGAGAGCACGUUUGAAAGAUUAUCAUCAACAAACGGAAGAAGAAUUGAACAGAUACACUCGCCGGGAGGGGUGGCCUUACAUCUGGUACAGCUUUAGCCUGAGUUCGGUUUUUAAAGACGAUUCCAUUUUGGAUGAUAUGAAACGUGAUAUGGAUAUACUUCGACGUAUAUCGACCACUGCUCAUCGUUCGAGUUCUUCUGAAAAUGCACCAACUCCAAAUCCCAACUCAAAAGUGUCUCAGCUCGAUAACAAUGCUAGAAAUGAUACUCCCACCAAAGAUGAUAACAUCGAAUUGCCCCCUUCUCCAUUAAAUGAUUCAACAAAUACAUCAAAUACACCUGAAAUUGUAUCAGCAACACCUACAAAAGAUGAAAUCGAAUCUCGUCUUCAGCUUCUAAAACCUUACAUCGCCCCCAAAUCAUUCAAUCUCUUAUCAACUGCCGUAUUAUUAGAGGCCGAUCCUUUUCAGUAUUUUCUUCGUAAGACGGUGAAAUUACCAUAUAUGGAUACCUGGAAGGCAACCUCUGAUAUGCGUUUAGUUUUGUAUUCGAAUUUACUUCCUGAGAUCUACGUCCCAUACGUUCAAGUACUCAAGUCACUCCUCUGUUGUCAACUCGCGCUUACAGGAGCGAAAAACGAUAUUCUAGAAAUUAGAAGAAAACUUCGUGCAAACUCGAUGAAAAGUUCAUCGAUACCAUCACCACCUGGACUCUCUGGUUCCGGAUUAUUUUCUACCGAUGUUUUAGAUGAUCGUAAUCCACCUUUAUGCCUAAUUAAUCAAUUAUUGCGCAUUUCAAAAGAAAAGAUUCUCCUGUUAAGACCCAAUUUAAGAUCUAUCGUACAACGAGGGGACAGAAUUUACUGGAAUGUUGUGCAUCAAGUGCGGCGAUCCUAUAUGCGGUAUUGUGACAGUUUGAAUACAUUUGUUGGACAAGAAUCCAUUCUUGAAGACUUGGCACGAGAUGUGGAGAAACUUCAACAUGUGUCAACUACUGUUCGAGGUUCUGUUCUUCGUGAUGGGACAGAAGGUGAAAAAAUUGGCUAGUUUUUUCGAUUCUUUGGGCACAUUUUACAUUCGCAAUGUUGCCAAAUCAAUGAUACUAGAAUUGAAUGUUGAAUAGAGAGAAUAAAC
Molecule: messenger RNA, 2083 nt
Organism: Planococcus citri (citrus mealybug)
Lineage: Eukaryota; Metazoa; Arthropoda; Insecta; Hemiptera; Pseudococcidae
Exons: 2
Coding region: 227-1996 (589 amino acids)
Source: RefSeq, a predicted model, not a curated record